This is a messenger RNA of Lineus longissimus, 914 nucleotides long. Its product is annotated as mitogen-activated protein kinase kinase kinase 2-like. Gene Ontology annotation, molecular function: ATP binding; protein kinase activity. The transcript is spliced from 6 exons. The coding region runs from base 291 to 914 and encodes 207 amino acids. The record is from RefSeq and is a predicted model, not a curated record. Lineage: Eukaryota; Metazoa; Nemertea; Pilidiophora; Heteronemertea; Lineidae. Gene Ontology annotation, biological process: protein phosphorylation.
ACACGUAUCAGAUUCUCUGUGGUGUUCAGUUCCUCCAUGGGAAACACAUAGCCCAUAGGGAUAUCAAACCUGACAACAUCCUUUUGAGCUCCGAGGGCCGCAUUAUCAAACUGGCAGACUUCGGAAUCUCGAGGAAGCUGGAAGCCAGUCUUCUGACCCAUGGAGCAACAACAGCUGGUCGAGGAACACCUCAGUAUAUUUCACCGGAGGCAGUAAAGGGCAAGGACGACGAGAAAAAGGGAUAUGGCUUAAAGACAGAUAUCUGGAGCGUUGGCUGUGUUGUGUUGGAAAUGGCCACGGGAAAACGUCCUUGGAGUGAGUUUGAAAGUUCGGUACAAGUGUUUUUUGCUGUUGGAGAAGGUAGGACCCCUAAAGUUGCUAAAAAUGUUCCUGGUGAUGUGAAAGAUUUCCUCGCGAAGACCAUCAUUGUCAAGCCUGCACUUCGAUCAUCUGCCAAGGACCUUCUCAAAGAUGAGUUGCUCACAGCGUAUAAAGGAAGCUUGUCGGAUUAUCAAAGGAGUAACAACGGUGGCCUCAGUAGAGGCGUAUUCGGCAGAGUUCACUUAUACCAACAUGUCAGUACCGAUGAACAGAUCAUGGUCAAAAAAACAUAUUUCCAACCAAAUGAAACAUGCGAGGAAUAUGAAAACUUGUUGGUUGAGUUGAAAAUAAUGCGCAAGCUGAGUCGAUUCGACCAUCCGAAUAUCAUUCGAUAUUUAUUUGAGCAUAUUGAUAUGGAUUCCGGCACGUUUUACAUUGGAAUGGAAUACAUGACUGAGGGAUCUUUGGCGAGGAAGAUAAAAGGAAACCCUCUUCCUAAAGAUAACCUAAGAAACUACACGCAUCAGAUCCUCUGUGGCGUUAAGUUCCUCCAUGAGAUACACAUAGUCCAUCAGAAUAUCACACGUAAGUAG